AUGGCCACGAGUGACGGGACGGAGGAUGCUCUCCGGCGGAGGAAUAAGGAGUUGGAGAGGGAGGUGAAGAUGGGUAUGGAGAGAGAGGAUCGGAUGAAGGAGGAGCUCCGGAAGGUAUGGCGGCGGGUGGCGGUGGCGGAGGAGGCUGAGGAACGGCUGAGCUCCCAGCUGGGCGAGGCGGAGGCGGAGGCGGUGAAUCAGGCCAGAGAAUACAGAGCAAGGGUUAUGGAUCUAAUGAGACAGCUCUCUCAUGCGCACGGGCUAUUACACCAACAAUCUUCAUUCACCACCGCCAUUUCUCAAUGA
Messenger RNA from Striga hermonthica, 306 nucleotides. The record is from the annotation of a GenBank genome assembly. NCBI's taxonomy places the organism in Eukaryota, Viridiplantae, Streptophyta, Magnoliopsida, Lamiales, Orobanchaceae.